AUGAUCCUCAAGCAAAGUAUCUUCUGCGCAAUCAGUGCCGGAUUGUUAGCUAGCCCUGUAUUCUGCGAGGAUACAUUUACCCCUGUGGGCGUUGCGGUUGGCGAUCAACCUGAACUGAGCACCAACGAUUUCGCUACAUUUGCUCUCGAUCCACAGUCGCCUCUGGCAACUGUCGAUUAUGGCGCAGAGCGCGCAGGAUAUCCCUUCCUCGUCGUUUCGUCCCUCACGCAGCCUGUCCAACUUGAAGUGAAGUAUAGUGAAGAAUUCAACGGGCUAGACCACCCUUUCAGUGAUGGCCCCUACUCAUUCUCUAACCAACUGGGGAACUCCUUCCGCGUCGAGACGUUCAAUAUCACCAGGACCGGGAGGGUCACGUCGUCCUUAAUUCAGGGUGGGCAAAGGUGGCAGUCUAUUCGCCUGCUGACCAGUGGGACUGUCACACUAUCUCAGGUUGGCUUCGACGCGACAAUCGACACAGUGGAGCCAGAGGAUCUACCUGGGCAAUUCACCUGCGAUGAUGAGGUCUUGAAUGAGAUUUGGAAGCUAGGUGCGAGGGCUGCUACAGCCGCCUGCGUUGAUAAACAGUCUCAGAAGGCAAUCUGGGAAGUUGACCCGGUAAAUGGCGUAUAUGCGCGCAGUGUGCGCCCAUCCCUGUCAGUCAACGGAACUGCAUUGGCCAAUUACACCCUAGAAUUUGAAACCAUGAUCCAGAAAGGGGGCAGUUGGUGGUCUGUUGCAUCACCCAUGGCUGGUAACGCAUACACCAUGUUGCUAACCGGCGAGCUUCCGGAAGCCAGCCGCCUGGCAAAUGUGAACACCACACUAACACCGCCCAACACCAUUUCGCUUGCCUACGGGGUGGACUUUGUCAAUCAGACCACCCUCACAACAUGGGUGUUAGAUGUGUUCGAGGUGCCAUUCCCCGUGCGCGAAAACACCUGGCACAGAGUGUCCGUCUCACUGUCACCCAGUGGCUAUCUCUCAGCCUCGUUGAACAAUACACUAAUCUUCAACAUCUCACAGGCCGCAUAUCCGCUGGCAACCGGGCAGUUCUCAGGGUCCUUUGGCUUUGGUGCGUACCAGGACCAUGCGGCGUACUUCAGAGACGCGAGCGUCUAUGAUACUGAGAGUGGGUCUACCUUAUACACAAAUUCACUGACGACUGAGGAUGUUCUCGUCGAGUAUGGCACCCAGGCAAAUCAAGAGAGUCUCUGUUUGGACGGCCCAAAGCGCGACCGACUGGUAUGGCUAGGGGACUUCAUCCAUACGGCGCGAAUUCUCGGUGUCAGCACAUCCAGAAUCGAUCACGCUCGAGGGACAUUGCAGUACCUGUUAGACUCGCAGAUUGAGGAUGGCGAGCUUGCUAUCUCUCCCAACAUCGGCUACAAUAUGAAAGCCUCGCCUGACGCGUUUGCACCAACUGGCUCCUACUACCUGUCGGACUACCAGCUCUUGGGGUUGAUUUCCUUUCAUGACUUUGUACAGUGGAGUGGUGACCUCUCUUGGGCAAACCAGACAUGGCCGAAAUGGCAAAAGCAGAUUGACUGGAUAAUUGGGAAAGUCAACCAUACCACUGGUCUUAUCUCUUUCAACGCCGGCGCCUUUAUAGGCCCUCAAGAUGGUGGAUCUGCCGUCGCUUGUGCCGGUGUGCAAGCGCUGACUGGCGCUGCCGAAGUGGCCACUGCGCUGGGAGAUACCAAGUCGGCUUCUCGCUACCAGCAGGUCGCAGCGUCCAUCGCAAAUGCCGUCAACAGGCAUCUCUGGAACGGUCAAUUGGGGGCAUACAGCUCCUCCCGGGAUGACGUUGGCAACUUCUCUGUCAGUGGUACAGCAUUCUGCAUCAGCUCGGGGGUGGCGUCUGCUAAUCAGACUGCACGCGCCUUGGCUACCCUGUCACGGCUGCGUCUGGGACCUGGCUACAAAGACUCCUCUGAUGUGUCUGAUUCGGAUCCCACGGUCAAUAUCUCCCCAAACACUAAUGGCUUCCUUCUUCCAGCUCUAUUUCAGGCCAAUGCUCCAAGCCUGGGUCUCGAGCUAAUUAAGAAGCUCUGGAGCGUGAUGCUUCCCCUCAAUGAAUCACAAAAUCGGACUGCGGUGGGAACAAGCUGGGAAUAUGUCAACUCUCAAACACAGCAACCGGGACUGGGCCUUUUCACCAGUCUCAGCCACCCUUGGGGUGGAGCACCAACAUAUAUCUUGACCGAGUGGGCCGCAGGAGUGCGCCCUGCCCCGGGACCCGACGGGUUCGGAUACCGCAAGUGGAUCAUUGCACCGGAAACGGGCUUCCAGAUAGGCUUGAAGAGGGCCCAGGCUAAGGUUGUUACUGCCUUUGACGGGCCACUAAGCGUUGAGUGGCAUGUACAGGGUGGUAAGCUUUAUGCGAACAUCAUGGCACCCACUUCUACUGAGGGACAAUUUGUCUUUCGGGGGAGGACUAUCAAGCUCUCUGGUCAAGCUUCUUAUAAUUUCUCUGUGAGCGUUCACUAA
Messenger RNA from Aspergillus bombycis, 2487 nucleotides. RefSeq names its product putative alpha-L-rhamnosidase C. The transcript is spliced from 2 exons. NCBI's taxonomy places the organism in Eukaryota, Fungi, Ascomycota, Eurotiomycetes, Eurotiales, Aspergillaceae. Gene Ontology annotation, biological process: carbohydrate metabolic process. The record is from RefSeq and is a predicted model, not a curated record. The coding region runs from base 1 to 2487 and encodes 828 amino acids.